Messenger RNA from Cherax quadricarinatus, 513 nucleotides. The record is from RefSeq and is a predicted model, not a curated record. NCBI's taxonomy places the organism in Eukaryota, Metazoa, Arthropoda, Malacostraca, Decapoda, Parastacidae.
AAACCUAGCUUGUAUCUUUACUUACUUCAGAAUAUACGAGAGACAGAGGAAGGCAGGAAACACAGUGUCAGUAGUGUUAUGUGCCUGGUAAAGAUGAAACACUUCUUCAUCCGUAUGUGGAGCUUGGUACACACCGUAAAAAUGGCACGCAUAACCACUAUCAUCUUUUUCUGCUGGUUCACUGCCUCCACCACCUACUAUGGCAUCUCGCUCAACUCUGUUAAUCUCAGCACCAACGAGUACAUUUAUAUGUUCCUGUGUGGGGCAAUGGAGCUACCGUCCUAUUUCUUGCUGUGGCCUGCUGUAUCCUACUGCGGCAGGAGAAAUACUAACAUCCUCCUCUACCUGGUCAGCGCCAUCUCCAUCCUCUUUAUCCCACUCCUGCAGGUCAUUACACCUCAAGAAUUUAUGCACACUCCAGUACCACCAUCAACUACAGCACCAGAACCUCUACCAUCCACCUCAGCCCAGUAGGACCACAACAUAACUCUCCACUCUCUCACAAUCAUCCAC